Dermatophagoides pteronyssinus (European house dust mite) is the source of this 2066-nucleotide messenger RNA. RefSeq names its product oligosaccharide transferase delta subunit (gene OstDelta). The record is from RefSeq and is a predicted model, not a curated record. Gene Ontology annotation, biological process: protein N-linked glycosylation. NCBI's taxonomy places the organism in Eukaryota, Metazoa, Arthropoda, Arachnida, Sarcoptiformes, Pyroglyphidae. Gene Ontology annotation, cellular component: oligosaccharyltransferase complex; membrane.
AAUUAUUCGGGAAUUUUAUUUUUUAUUCUUUUUUUUCUCUGGUGAAUGUUCCGAAUCGAUCACAUUUACCUGACGAUUCUAUUUGAUUGAAUUUCAAUUUUUCUAACCAAAUCAUCAUGAUUUCAUUCCAACAUUUUAUAUUCGUCUUAAUAUUGUCGGGUCAUUUAUUUACAUCGAUCCAAGCUAUUGAUGAACCAUUAAGCCUGACCGAUAAUGAUAAAUUACGGCUACGAAAAAUUGUCGAAUUAAAAACACCGUUGUCGGAAAAUACAUUGGCCAACAUUUACUAUAAUGUUAAUCUUAGGAUUCAUCUUGAUAAAUCCAUAACAGAAUCGCAGAAAAUCUGUGAUCAUAUAAAAAAAGAUUCUGGUGAAACAAUUGAAUCGAUUUAUUUUCAAACAUCGAUUGCUAAACUAAUUACCGGUUGUCAAUUGGAUCAAACAAAAUUAUCCAUCAAAUUACAAUCAUUAAUUAAUGAUGAUUUAAUUGUUAUGGAUAUUUAUCGUGCUGGUUUAUCAUUGGCCAAUAUGGGCAAACCAUUAGAUUCGGCAAAAUUUUCUCGAUUAUUGAUUGAAGCAUUAAAACGUGAAGAUUCAUUAUUGAACACUGGAUUGGCAUUUCAAUUGGCAUCGAAAUUUUCAAAACCACAGGAUCAAAAUCCAUUCGUAGAAAAAAUAGCCGAUGUUAUUGUUCAAGCGGAUGAAGUGAAUGCAAAAUAUCUUCAAUUUGAAGGCGGAUUAGGUGUUUCAUCUGCUGUCAUUCGUGGCAUCUAUCAAUUGGCUACCGCUGCUAAUAAACCUGUUGGAAUAACUGCUGCUCAGGCAACAAAAUUUGUUAACUAUUUUCUUUCACGUAAAUAUGUUCUCACACCGAAAGGUGUAUCGGAAGUAAUCGAAACAUUGGCAUUAUUUACAAACAAUAAAUAUCACAUUCCAUAUAUGAUUACCAAAUUUGGAUCAUCAGCAUUAUCGGCAACCGAAAAUCCAAUUUUAACAAUAAAAGUUACAAAUGUUCUUGGUGAAUCGGUUGGUCCGGUAACAGUUACUGGAACAUCAUUAUCAAUGAACAAAGAUAAAAACAAUGCAAUAAUGAAAAAUAUUUCAUUCAAACCGGUCGUAGGUGAUAGUACAUUAUUUGCAUAUGAUUUUUUUGCCACAAAAUCAUCAUUAUCAUCGGGUUUCUAUACAAUGACCGUAAAUGUUUCACCACAAAAGCCUGAUGCAAGAAUACUUGGCAAUAAUGGAAUUCCAAUCGGUUUGACUAUUUUGACAAAGGUUAAAAUUGAUAGUGCAGAAUUGACCAUUACCGAUGCUGAUGUUGGUACGAAAACUUUUGGCCUUAUAUAUCCAUCAUCGUUGGAUCAAUUGAUCGAUGUUGAUUAUUUACAACGUAUUCAGAUGAAAUUUCAGAUUAAAGAUUCACAAAAUGAUCAAUCAGUUCGUGUACAUCAAGCUUUUGUUCGUUUCUAUCAUUUGGAUACUAAACAAGAAAUAACAUUUGUUUCAGAAUUAGAUUCAAAUGGAUUCCAUAAAAUUGAUCUCAAUUUGCCGGCAAAAUCAAAAGAUUUUAAUGAUCUUUCUGGUAGAUAUCAAUUGGAUUUAUACAUUGGUGAUCCAUUGAUUAUUGAAGCAAUAAGCUGGAAAAUCGGUACAAUUAAUCUACAAUUUGGUUCAUUACAAUCAAAUUCGAUGACACCAACUGCUAUUCAUCGUAAUGAAUAUUUACCAAAACCUGAAAUUAAACAUAUAUUUCGUGAACAAGAUAAACGUCCACCAGCAUUGGUAUCGAAUUUUUUUACCAUAUUAGCAAUGUUACCAUUGCUUGGUUUAUUUGUUGCUUGGUUCAAAAUUGGUGUAAAUUUAUCAAAUUUUAAAUUUUCAUUAUCGGCAUUAUUAUUUCAUGGUAGUAUUGCAGCCAUAUUUUUACUAUAUGUUUGUUUCUUUCUUAAAUUGAACAUGUUUCAAACAAUCAAAUAUUUGGCCGGUUUAAGCUUUAUUGCCUAUUUAAGUGGACAUUCAUUAUUGUCAAAUUUGAUUCGUAAUAAAAAAUGAUAAUUUUUUUAAAUA